Anoplopoma fimbria (sablefish) is the source of this 3019-nucleotide messenger RNA. RefSeq names its product abhydrolase domain containing 11 (gene abhd11). Gene Ontology annotation, cellular component: mitochondrion. Bases 111 to 1043 code for a protein of 310 amino acids. NCBI's taxonomy places the organism in Eukaryota, Metazoa, Chordata, Actinopteri, Perciformes, Anoplopomatidae. The record is from RefSeq and is a predicted model, not a curated record. The transcript has 6 exons.
UUACUCCUCUCGACCUCCGUGCACCCUCACGGUCUCUGCUAUCAUUGUGGCUGAUUUUUUUAAACGCACAUGCAGUUUGUCGAUCGCCCGGUACCGGAGCUUAUGCCGCUAUGAGUGCUUUCUGUCGCCUGAUCUGUAGGGGACCGUUGAGGCUCCGGCCGUCAUGUCGUUUAUUCCCCGGACAGAGGGACGUGUGCGGGGCGGCUCCGGUGGGUCCCACGGUCCGGACAGCCAGCUCAUCCAGCCCAGUCAACCUGACCUAUGAUGUCUUUGAUGGGAAGGGGGAGAGUACUCCCCUGGUGUUUCUUCACGGCCUUUUUGGCAGCAAAUCUAACUUCCACUCAAUAGCCAAGUCAUUGGUGCAGCGCACAGGCCGAAAGGUGCUGACUGUAGAUGCCCGUAACCAUGGCAACAGCCCUCACAGCCCAGAUCUGACCUAUGAAGCGAUGACCGAUGACUUGAAACACCUCCUCGCCCAGCUACACAUUGAGAAGUGUGUCCUUAUCGGCCACAGCAUGGGAGGAAAAACAGCCAUGACGACCGCCCUGACGCAGUCUGGUCUAGUGGAGAGGCUGGUGGUAGUGGACAUCAGUCCAGCCCAGACCACCACACGCACCAACUUCCGCUAUUACAUCCAGGCCAUGCAGGAGGUGAAGAUCUCCAGUGACAUCCCACGUUCAACCGCCAGGCGGAUGGCUGAGGAUCAGCUACGCAGUUUGGUCAAGGAGCGCUCAGUGCGCCAGUUCCUGCUGACUAACCUGGUGGAGCAGAACGGCCACUACGCCUGGAGGGUCAACCUGGAAGCCAUCUCCGCCCACCUAGAAGACAUCAUGAGCUUCCCAAACUUUAAAACAGUCUAUAACGGACCUACACUGUUUUUGGGUGGAGCCAGUUCUGCUUAUAUCAGCUCCGACGAUUACCCAGAAAUCCAGAGGCUGUUCCCCAACGCUGACAUCCAGUACAUCCCAGAUGCAAGCCACUGGAUCCACGCAGAUAAACCCUUAGAUUUCAUCAGCUCCAUCAGCUCCUUCCUCCACUCCUAGCUGCCUCCUGCCUACGCCUCAGGACCUUUUUUUUUAUGCUCAGCGCUCCUGAGUGAGCGAGCCCUCACUGAAAAUGACGGUUAGUAUUCUGCAGCCUCAGCAAGAGCAAGUGGAGUCAUUAAUGAUGCUAAUUUUGCCAACACUGGACCAAACUCACCCUUUACAGCAGCUAAUCCUCCUCUCAACAAUAUUAGUGUGUCGUAGUGUAGGUGAACAUUUAUUUUGUUUGAUUGGCUGGUUUUUAGAUGUGUUUUCAUUGAUUUUAUUGGAUGCUACCUAGACGAUAUCUAAUUUAAUGGGGCUGUUUUGGAGGUGAUGUACUAAUCCAAAGAAACUCUCAUUUGCAGAGUGCUUUCUUUAUGUUAUGCCAGUAGGAUAAGUAUAGUCUGGGACUGCUGAGGUGGAUCAGCAGUAAAAUGGUUGGAUAUGAAAGUUUUUACAGCACUGGAAUGAAACAAAUACCAUAUAUAUGAGAAGCUGAAAUAAGAAUAUUCUAAGCAAAAGCUGUUUCUUUGCCCAUGAGAUUUUGGUAUUGUGUCAGGAGGUCUAAGCUCUGCAGAGAAGCUGUAAUGCUGACUUUACGUGUACUGAUGGUUUUUUGUAGAGUCUUAUUUUGAUGUUGAUAAAUGUGAUAGAUAUUCAUUAUGUUUGGGCUAGAUCUAUUUCUCAAGGUCCUCUCCUCUGUGUAUCUGCUGUAGGUCAGAGAGGAUUUACAGGUCAGUGACUUGAGGUCAUCUAACAGCGCUGGUUAUAUUUUUAUGGCAACAUAAUCUAUAAUGUAUAAAUUUAAUCUAUGAAAACCAAGGUGAAACACUCAAAUGCGGUAUUGUCACAAUCUGUUUCCUGAAUAUCUCAGGUUACAAGUGAAUAUGCUAAUUAUUUAACGAUUAUACUAUUAUCCUGUCCGUCUGGCGGUAAACCGUGGUAAUGUAGUUGUGUCUUUGUAUUUGUCCACUCAGUGUUUUUGAUUAAACAUGUUUUACUGAUUUAUUAUCUGUAUCUCACUUAACCUUACGACCAAGACAAGGCUAUAUGGGUAUCUCACAAACUUAUGCUGCAGCAGUGUAUGUUGUUAUCUAACCGUAAUAGUGUUAAUAUGAUUUCAGUUUCCUUUGGUUGGAGCAGGACAGUCCAGUAGUGAAACUGCCAUCUGUAUGAAUAAGCAGGGUGUUGUAAAUGUGUGCCUCUUUUGUCAAGAGCUCCUUUUCCAUUUCUGUAAGACUUGAUAAGAAAUAUAAAAAAAAAUAUUCUACAAUAAUAACUAGCAGACUUUCGAUUGGCAGCUGGGUUGCCAGUUCUGUGUGAAUUUUCUCACAAGAAGGCUUAACGGAUGAGGGUGUAUCCCGUCGUGGCGCUAGAUGUUUACAACAAUCAGUGUUUUAUGUUUGUUCAAUGUGAAUACAGACGUCUAAAAGGCUUUUAAUGGUUGGAAUUGAGUUAAGUGAAUCUCUCCUUAUUUAUUUAUUUUUAUAUAAAACUCCAGUUAGUGGAGAAGCUCCCCCCCUGUCCCCCGUCCCCCCUGUCCUCCUCAACCACAGGACAGAUCUUUCUUGUUGCACAAUAUGAAUAGAUUGUUGGGGUGUUGGAAGUUGCUGACAUUUGAAUGCAGGCCCUGCUUCAGCUUCUGUAGUGUUGCACUGGGAUAGGUAUUUCUGUCUAAGGGGGAGGGGGGAGGACUCUCUGUGUCAACAAUAAAGAAAAGUGAAUUUAUUCAAAAACUGAAAAGCUGUUAGAAGACUGUAAUCAUCUGUUCAGGAUUGUAUAUUGUUCCACUAUGAGCAUGCCUUUUCUCUUGUCAUCAGGUGUACCUUUGCUGUGCUAUAAACGUUUCAGUUUGUUUGUUGCCACAAUGAUGGAACUCAUUCUAGAUAAUGGCAUAUAUACAUUUAAAAUAUGACAAAGAAGCAUAUCGGAGUGGGUUAAUUAUAUAUUAUUGAAAAUGUACAAACUGAUAUUAUACAAUAAAAUGACAAAUC